UGAGGACGUCCCCGAGUAUCACGCAUGCGCACAGUACACUGAAGGCCUUGAAAACGUCGGAUGGAGGUUAAAAAUGGCAAGGAAUUUGAGUAUGGGAAUCUCGAACACAACACAGCAGUUUUGCUGUCUCUGUCCAGAUAUUUAAGAAGUGGAGCAAGGGUUUCAGUCAAUCAUCCUUCCUGCUCAGACUGUCGGGAGGGAUUCACUCGAUCAUCUGACCAACUGGCAUGACCGUUAGUUUACAUGGAGGGGAGCCCAUUCAUCUUCUCAGACAGUGGGAAUGAAUUCACUCGGUCAUCUCAACUGCAGGUACGUCAGCAAGUUCACACUGGGCAAGGCCAUUCACCUGUCCUGUGAGUGAGAAGGGAUUCAGUUGGUCUUCCCACCUGUGAACACACCAGUCAGUUCACACUGGGCAGAGGCUGGUCAACUGCUGAAUUUGUGGGGAAGGAUUCACUCGGUCAUCUGACCUAAUGGCUCACCAGCGAGUUCACACCGGGGAGCGGCCGUUCACUUGCUCAGAAUGUGGGAAAGGAUUCACUCAGUCAUCUCAGUUACUGAGACACCAGUCAGUUCACACUGGGGAGAGGCCAUUCACCUGCUCAGACUGUGGGAAAGGAUUCAUUUCAUCAUAUCAGUUACUGAGACACCAGUCAGUUCACACCGGAGUGUGGCUGUUCACCUGCUCAGACUGUGGGAAGCGAUUCACUGAAUUAUCUCGACUGAAGAUACAUCAGCGAGUUCACACUGGAGAGAGGCCAUUCACCUGCUCAGACUGUGGGAAGGGAUUUGCUUCGUCAUCCCAUCUGAAGAUACAUCAGCGAGUUCACACUGGAGAGAAGCCGUUCACCUGCUCAGACUGUGGGAAAGGAUUCACUCAGUUAUCUCAACUGAAGGCACACCAGGGAGUUCACACCGGAGAGUGGCCAAUCACCUGCUCGGACUGCGGGAAGGGAUUCGCUUCGUCAUCCCAUCUGAAGAUACAUCAGCGAGUUCACACUGGAGAGAGGCCGUUCACCUGCUCAGUCUGUGGGAAAGGAUUCACUCAGUCAUCCAUCCUAAAGGCACACCAGCGACUUCACACUGGGUAGAGACCGAUCUGCUCAGACUUUGGGAAAAGAUUCUCUCAGCCAAAUCAACCAGUGUGCAUCACUGAGUUCACACUGGGGAGAGGCCAUUCACCGGUUGUGAAUGUAGGAAGGGAUUCACUCAGUCAUCUAAUCUUAUGUAGCUCUCAGUUCUGCUGGCAGCUUAACAGAGGGGGUUAUAGCCUGCCCACCCCAGUCUGGCCAAACUGAAGAAUCUCGUUUGGGUGGAUACUGAGUGAUGUGUCCCCUUUCUGUGAACUGUCUCUUUAACAUGCAAAGAGAACCGAGACUGACUUUGGACACACUGUUGGAUUUCUGCAGAAGUGCUGGGUUGCUAUGGUGACCAGCUAAUGUUUAUGUUCUGUGUGGUUAAGCAAGGUCAGAAUGAUCCUUUACCGACACAGAACAAGCGAGCGACUUCUUACAGAGAGAGGGGGCGGAGCUACGUGAUGGACAGAUGGUGUUCAGCACAAUGGUACUUAAACACACGUAACUGCUUUACUCGCAGGGCACGCAGACGCUCAAAGGCUAGUGAUGAAAGUUUCUGCUAGUUGGACUUUCUUGUACCCACAAGGGUGGGAUCUGAGGAUCGAUAAAGAAGAAUCGAUCUGUGGCUGUUAGUGUGUGUAAGAGCGACCCUGUGGGAUCUACCGGUAAGUCUAACCCUUGCCUGGGUUGGGAGACUUUCUCUUGAAGAAGGUGCUCUUGAGUUGGUCACAUCUGGCUAACUUGGAAGAUUUGAUGGGCAUUGGAAAAGGUGGACAACACCUGUUUACUUGGAUUACAUCUCCCUCACCCUCACCCUCUCCUUCCCUCCCUCCCUCCCCCUCCAAUCUUGUGAACUAAAUUGAAUCUACCACAUCAUCGUAAGACUGGCGGUGCAGACCUGAGGGGCAGAAUGGUCUACUUCUGCACCUAUUUCCUAUUGUCUAUUGACUAUAUCGUUUACCACUUAGGUUUUGGAUUUUAUAUACAGGUGGCUCCCGUUUUUCGGACGUUCGCUUUACAACAGCUCACUGUUAUGAAAGACCUACGUUAGUACCUGUUUUUUCUAACCAAAGAGGAUUUUCACUUUUACGAUAAAGCUGAUGACUGCUUUAUACGUGAGUUUACCCCGAGAAAGACUACCGUGACCGUGAAGCCUUGUGCGGCAGUUGUCUACGCAUGCGUGCACGUGCCGAUUUUUUUUCUCUCCAAAUCAAUUUCAGUUCACUAUCUUCUGGAUUUUCAGUGAAACUACACCGUACAUACAAUAUUUCUACUUUAUAUAGUGUGUAUACUUAUCAUAUCAUUCCUACUUUUACUAUAGGUUAGUGUUAUUUUAGGUUUUAUGUGCUAUUUGGUAUGAUUUAGUGGGUUAUUCUUUGGGCCUGGGAACAUCCACAAUCUUUUCCCAUUUAAAUUAAUGGUGAUUGCUUCUUCGCUUCAUGACAUUUCGGCUUACAAAUGGUUUCAUAGGAACGCUCUAGCUUUAGAUACAGGGGGAAACCUGUAUUUACACCUCUAUAUGCAUAACAUUGCUAACCCUUGGAUUAUCUGGUUUAAGUUCACUAUUAUUAGUAGUUACCACUAAAAUAGUGUUUGUUCACUGCAAAACCCUACUCCCAAGUGUGUUCAAUUGUUGCUGGUAGUUUUAUAGGUUUGCGUCUGUGUGACAUCUGAAGUAACAAAUGGUACAUAAUAUGUGAUUACACUAUUAAGAUUUAUCAUUCUUACUUUGAAUAAAGGGUCAGUAAAGAAAACAAAAAAAAAAUGAAAAAGGGCCCACUCUUUCCAUUCACGUCUUCUCAUCUCUCCCCAGCAAAAGACCAUGAAAAUCUCUCUUCCAGACUCACAAGAAAGAACAUUUCUGUCAUUGGACAGACCCACACUCCAAAUCCCUGUUAUCUCUAGUCGUAACCUAAACAUUGCUGCUGCAGAGAAACCAAUACCUCAGCAGUGAAACAUUACAGAGAGGCCAUUACAUCAGCAAUGAAUCCUUACAGUGUGUUACACUUGUGACACACUACCGGGUUCAAACUGGGGAGAAAGUUUCAAUGAGCUGCAUGCUGGAUAUUAGUCCAUCACCGUUGCUGAAUGCAAUUUUGGGAGUGACUGUCGGUGCUGAACUCUGCAAUUAUUGCUGCUGCUCACCACACCCAGUUCUGCACCCUGGUCACUGGGCAUGGGAGGAGUUUCUUCUGCUGCACAUUCACCUUUAAUGGAACUGCAGUUUAAUAUUCUGGAUCUGAGACAAAUAAACCAGUUCUAUUUUAAACUCUGUCUUCCACCUACUAAAUCUGCCUCAGCUAUUCAAUCGUUUCUCUCUAAUUAUGAUAUCUCUGAUAUAUGGUGUUUCCUUCAUCCUACUGAGAGAGAUUAUUCUUUUUUUUCACAUGUUCACCAUACCUUUACUAGAAUUGACUACUUCUUACUCGACAAUCAACUCAUUCCAUUUGUCUAUUCUUGUGAUUAUCAGAGUAUACUGAUUUCUGACCAUGCCCCAAUUACUCUGUCCUUAAAUUUUCCUGGCCUUCCUCAGAGGAAUAAACACUGGCGGUUUGAUUAGACUUUACUAUCGGAUGAUGAUUUUCUAAAAUUUAUCAGGGAUCAGAUAACCUUUUAUUUUAACACCAAUACAUCACCUGAAGUGUCAUCCCAGAUUGUCUGGGAUGCCAUGAAAUCAUAUCUGAGGGGUCAAAUAAUCUCCUAUACAGCAAAUCUUAAUAGAAAGUCCUGUGCAGAUCGAUUAGACCUCAUUAAUCAGAUUAAAGAGUUGAAUCAACUCCAUGCGCAAACUAAGAAUCUUGAACUAUACAAGAAACGUGUAGAACUUCAAACUAAAUUUAAUCUUCUGUCCACUCAAUCUGUCGAACGCCAACUUCUUGAAAGUAAGAGUGGUUUUUAUAUUCAUGGUGACAAAUCUGGUAAAUUUCUAGCCAAUCAGCUGAGGCAUUCCACAGCCAAGCAACAUAUUACAAAGAUCCGGAAGGAGAAUGGAGACCUUACAUCGGAUCACUUAGAAAUCAAUGACGCAUUUAAAAAAUUCUAUUCUCGACUUUAUUCCUCUGAAUCAUUAAAUGACAAUAUCUCUAUCGAUCAUUUUUUAAAUAAUCUGAAUAUUCCUUCACUUGCAUCUGAUUUUAAAGCCAAACUCAAUGCGCCUAUGUCAUUAGAAGAAAUAUCUACUGCAAUUUCUGCACUGUCUUCAGGGAAAUCUCGUGGACCUGAUGGGUUCCCUGUAGAAUUUUAUAAAUCAUUCUCUUCACUUCUCUCCCCUCAGUUACUUUCAGUAUUAUCUGACUCGUUUAACUACAGCAAAUUGCCACCCUCUUUCAAUGAGGCUUCUAUUAUUCUUUUGUUUAAAAAGGGUAAAGACACAACAGAGUAUUCCUCGUAUAGGCCGAUUUCAUUGCUUAAUGUUGAUGUUAAAAUCCUGGCCAAAGUUUUGGCAUAGAUUAGAAACUGUUAUUCCCUCUAUUGUUUCUGAUGAUCAAACUGGUUUUAUUAAAAACCGUCUUCCUUUUUUUUUAAUAUUCGGCGUUUAUUUAACAUUUUAUAUUCACCUCCAACUGGGAUUCCUGAAUGUGUUAUUUCCCUUGAUGCGGAGAAAGCAUUUGAUCGUAUAGAGUGGAACUACCUUUUUGCAGUUUUAGAAAAAAUUUGACUUCGGUCAAAGUUUUAUCUCUUGGAUCAAAUUGCUGUAUUUGUGUCCGACUGCCUCUGUUUUAACUAAUUCUCAGAAAUCCCAGUUAUUUAACCUCAAACGUGGCACCCGUCAGGGAUGGAUGCCCUUUAAGUCCCUUUCUCUUUGAUUUGGCUAUAGAACCUUUGGCGAUAGCUUUUCGAAAUUGUCCUGAACUGACCGGGAAUUGGAGAGGGGGUGUUGAGCAUAAAGUUUCUCUUUAUGCUGAUGACUUAUUACUUUUUCUUUCAAAUCCGUCUACAUCCUUACCUCCAAUGUUUUCACUUCUUGACCAGUUUAGCCAGUUCUCUGGAUAUAAACUUAAUUUACAUAAGAGCGAACUUUCCCCAAUUAAUAAAGAAGCACAAGAAUUAACAUUUCGUGAUCUCCCCUUUAAAGUAGUCCACAAUCAAUUUACUUAUCUUGGGAUUAUAUUCACAAGGAAGUUUAAAGAUCUCUUUCAUGAAAAUUUUGCCAAUCUUUCAUAUACUAUUAAACAGAGUCUGUUACAUUGGUCACCUCUAUCUAUGUCUUUGGUAGGUCGUAUUAAUGUUGUUAAAAUGUAUGUUCUCCCUAAACUUUUAUAUUUAUUUCAAUCAAUCCCAAUUUUUAUUCCUAAAUCCUUAUUUGAUUCCUUAGACUCUGUUAUUUUGUCAUAUCUGUGGAAGAAUAAGCGCUCUAGAAUUAACAAAGUUUAUCUCCAAAAGUCUAAAAAAACAAGGUGGCAUGGCUUUACCUAACUUUCGUUUAUAUUAUUGGGCAGCCAAUAUAUGUUGUGCUACCUUUUGGUCUUUUUUCCAUGGCCAACCCGAGUGCCCUAACUGGGUGGCAAUGGAGUUGAGCUCCACUAAAGAAUUAUCUAUCUCUGCACUUCUCGGCACCGUACUCCCUAGUAGUUUGUCCAGAUUAAUAGUUAAUCCUCUUGUCAGACACACUUUGCAUAUAUGGGCUCAGUAUAGGGAACUUUAUGGGUUCCAUGGUAUUUCCUUUUCUACCCCUAUCUUACAUAAUCACCUUUUUUUUUUACCUACUACAUAUGACUCAGCCUUCCAUGAUUGGUAUAGGAAGGGCAUUAGACAUUUUGAAGAUCUUUUUAUUGAUAAUCGCUUUGCUCUUUUCAACAGCUCUCUGCUAGGUUUAAUCUGCCUAAUGCUCAUUUUAUUAGAUAUCUCCAAAUUAGACACUUUAUUACUCCUUUAAUCCCUAACUUCCCUGAAAUGCCUGAGAAAAAUGUUAUGGACUUAUUUCUUUCUAUUAAUCCACUAGGUAAAGUUUUAAUAUCAUUUAUUCGUGAUAAAUUAGCAGCCCUACGACGUGCCCCUGUGGAUAAACUUAAAAUGGCAUGGGAGGAUGAUUUAAAUACCUCUUUAUCCGAUGAGACUUUGGACUCGAAUCUCAAAUCGGUUAACUCAACCUCCCUGUGUGCUCGCCAUUGCCUUUUAUAGUUUAAGAUUGUUCAUAGAGCCCAUAUGUCUAAAUCCAAAUGAUCUCGGUUUUACUCUAACAUCAGUCCGCUUUGUGAUAAAUGCAAAAGGGGCGAGGCCUCUCUCAUUCAUAUGUACUGGCUUUGUCCUAGCUUGGAGAAAUUUUGGAAAGAUGUCUUCAUAACGUUAUCGUAUAUUCAGAAUCACCACCUAGAACCUAACCCUUUAAUUGCUUUGUUUGGUUUCGGGGGUGAGACAGAUUUACGUCUGAGUUUGACUAAGUGUCGAAUAUUAUCUUUUGCCUCUCUCCUGGUUAGGCGUUUCAUCUUCCUUAGAUGGAGAGAUGUGGCCCUGCCCACACACGCUGAGUGUAUUCACAGUUUGGGGGUUUGAUUGUCCUGAUUUAUAUUCUCUAUAUUGUGUUGUGGUUGGUCUGGCGGUUUUUUUUUUGUUGCGGGGCUUGGGGAGGACACUAAUUUUACAUGUCUUCAAUUUGACUGCUUUCUCAAUUAUCUUUCUUCGUAUCAUAUUAUUAUUGUAUAUUUUUGCACUGUAUCAAUGUUCUUCAUUUUGAUCCGGGCUUUUUUUUUAUCUGUAGCUAUGUAGAAAAUGUAUUAAAAAACUAAUAAAAAAUCUCUGUGUUUGGUACAUCGUGAAUUUAUAACACAACUGGUGUACUCAGGCCUGCUGAACCCGGCCAGUGAAUCUGUUCCACAUCAGUCCAUUUAAAUCCUCCCCUGUUGUUUCCCUAAAAUCUCUGCAGACUGAAGAAAUCGAGAUGACUGCAGUUCUAAUCUCAGGGCUGAUUAAGAAUGACAUUGUUCGUUAACCUCCUUAAUCACAACUUAUUUCCACAUUAUGACUCAUUUUCCCUGCUUUUAAAGGGUUGUUGGAAACACCACUGUCCUCUAAAGACUUAAAUUGGAAUGGGAACCCAUAAGUUGGAUGUUCAAAGGAGCAGGGUCAGAAACCAGAGGUGGGUCUGCACAGUGCAGAGUUUGGGACUCUGGGCGAUGGAUGGGCUAAGAACGUAUGAUAAGGAAAAAGGAUUCAACAGUGGGACGUGGCAAUGGAUGACAGAGUAGCAACAUGUGGAAGCUAAUUGGCAGACGAAAUAACUUGGUUAUUUGACUGACGAAAAAUGCCUGUGGUGAGGGGCCCCAUUGGUCGAGGCACAUGUGUGUGUUGAGAAUGGUUAUACCUAUUGAGGGAGUUAUUCCUGCUUGUUUAUCCUGUAAUAUAUCUGAAUGGUUAUUUGAGAUGAUCCUAUCUGAAACAGUGUAUUGAUUAUCAUAUAAUUUGUGAGAUUAUGUCCUUAACUGAAUCAGGCUUGAAGUCAUUGUGCCUUAAUGAAGUUACCGUGGUCAUUCAUCAGUUUGUGUUUUAAAGCAAGAUUUUGGUGAAUGAUUUUUGCCACUUGAUUUUACCUGCAUAAGUAAUCAGAUUGAGUUCAACUACUGCAGGAUCCUGGAAUGUGUUGGAUUGUGUCUGGUUUCUCUUGGCAUUUUCUGCAUUUAGUGUCUUGUUUGCUUGUAUUGCAUGUAUUUCAGAUUUUUUUCUUUGUCUUAAACACCUUGUACUGUAUUUCCGCAAGGAACUCCUCUGUUUCUGGGAAGAGGUCUUCAACUCUCAGUCAGGUGCUCGGUGCUUCCUUGUCACCAUCGAAUCUGCUCAGAUCGUUGGGAUAUCUCCCGUGGAGGGUAAUACUCAUUCCACUGGUUCAUGUUUUCUUCAAGACUGAUGAUUCAUUUUUCUGAGUUGGCCUCUCAUUUAAGUUUUCUGCUCUGUAUUUCUUAUCACGAUUGCAUAUACACACAUGGAGUGCUGAAUCCAGUUCAUUUUUGAUGAAAAUAUAUAU
This is a messenger RNA of Hypanus sabinus (Atlantic stingray), 8034 nucleotides long. RefSeq names its product zinc finger protein 214-like. Gene Ontology annotation, biological process: regulation of DNA-templated transcription. The transcript is spliced from 2 exons. NCBI's taxonomy places the organism in Eukaryota, Metazoa, Chordata, Chondrichthyes, Myliobatiformes, Dasyatidae. Gene Ontology annotation, molecular function: RNA polymerase II cis-regulatory region sequence-specific DNA binding; DNA-binding transcription factor activity, RNA polymerase II-specific. The record is from RefSeq and is a predicted model, not a curated record. Bases 474 to 1091 code for a protein of 205 amino acids.